GCGAGAGCACUCAUCCGUUUUAGACGUAUAAUUAAUUCACAAUUUAUAUUCAUCCGAGCAUUCCUCAAUAUAUUGAUAAUCAUGCAUUUUGUUCAAAUAUAUUUUAUGAGUUUGAUUUAAUAUUCCCCACAUAGCGAUAAUAUAAUUUUUCAAGUUAAAAUCGAGUGUAAAAAUCUACCAAUUCUGUGAGAAGUGCCCAGCUUGUCCACCGGGAUUUUUUGCAUUUACUGAUACAGAAAACUGUGUUUCACAUCGAUACUUGUCGGAAAUUCGGCCGGCACCGAAACAAAAAGACUUUCAAACCGCAAUGGCAGUCGAACAGCAUCAUGAUAAAUCUUGAAAAAAACAAAGCAGUUUGUAAUUUUUGUUAAAGUCAACGUGAAUAUUUUUUUUCGCUUAUUGAGUUCUUCAGCAACGAAAACAUCUAUAAAAAUGUCGACAUUUUCCAAGACAGAUAAAUUAAAAGGGGGUGAUCGAGGCCGCAAGCCCUCCCGAGGUGGCCAUCACGGUGAAUCCAACAAUCGUUCAGACCUCCGGAGACUCUUUCGAAAUCAUGGAGCAGGAGGAGAUUCACAUCGUGGACCCUCUCCAUGUAGCAGUCACGGAGGCGCCAGCAGUCAUUCAGAGCACCAGAGCUCCUCUCGAGGCGGUCGAGCUAGAGGUCGAGGACGUGGACUUCGGUUGAGAAGCUAUGAUACUACUCGAUAUGGUGGCAGGGCUCGUGUUUAUGGACGAAGAGAACGCUACUUCCACCUUGAUCCAAUGGUCCAGAGAAGCAUUAAUAGUCUCUUGUCGCUAUCAAAAACUCCUUACCCCCGGGAAUCCGACUCAAACGAUCCAGACUCAAACGACCAAGAGGCUGCUGACUCUGAGGACAAAUACAGCCACAUCGAAGAUUCGAAAUUCAAACGAGAAUUCCUUGAUAUUGUUUCCGGAAGUUUUCAAGAGAAUCUGUUGAGAUCUUUAUCAAUGAGCUGCAAGCUCAUUCAAAAUGAUAGAUUGAAUAAAAAAUUGAAAGAUGAGCAAUGUAAGAGAGAAUCCCUCGACAACUAUAAAGAAAUGCAAGAGUUUCGUGCGAAAUUGCCUUCUUACAAAAUGAAAGAUGAAAUCCUUGAUCUCAUUCGUGGGAAUCAAGUUGUGGUAAUCAGCGGAGAGACAGGCUGCGGAAAAACAACACAAGUAGCUCAAUUCAUCCUCGAUGACGAGAUUAAACAAGGUAGAGGAAGUACAACAAAAAUUGUCUGCACACAACCACGAAGGAUCUCUGCAAUUUCCGUUGCUGAGAGAGUCGCAGCAGAGCGUGCAGAGACUCUCGGAAGAUCAGUGGGUUAUCAAAUACGAUUGGAGAGGAUAGUCUCCAGGGAUUAUGGUAGCAUGCUCUUCUGCACAACUGGACUGCUCCUUCAGUACAUGAGGAGUGAUCCUGCAUUGCGUGAUUUCUCUCACAUAAUACUUGACGAAAUUCAUGAACGAAGUACAGACAGCGAUUUAAUCAUCACACUUUUGAAGCAGAUCAUUCCGAAGAGACCAGACCUUAAAGUUGUCUUAAUGAGCGCCACUCUAAACUCUGAAACAUUUGCUCAUUAUUACGACGAUUGUCCUAAUAUUCACAUCCCAGGAUUUAUUUAUCCAGUGGAGGAGUUUUAUCUCGAGGACAUCCUGGUGCUGCUAGCAGAUUUUCGAUUCCCUUCAUCAGAGGGCCGAAAUAAUUUAAGGAAAUUCCUUAAAUCGAAUGAGAAGUCUAAGACUUUCACGGAUUUCAUCGAACCCACUGUAAAGCAAAUGGAGGCUGAAAGAUCAUACCCUUUGCGCGUCAUUAAUGAACUCAAAAAUUGGAAAAGUGAAGACUUGAACCUAGAACUUAUAGAAGAGCUUUUGGUGUGGAUUUCUGCUUCGAAAGGACCAGGAGCCAUUCUUGUCUUUCUACCAGGCAUGCUGGACAUUUCAAAUCUAAACGGACGGCUUCUAAAUGCAGAGCAAUUCCCCGCCGAUAAAUUCCACAUUUAUCCUCUACAUUCAAAGCUCCCAACAGUUGAUCAGAAAUUGAUUUUUGAGACUCCUAUUGAGGGCGUGAGGAAAAUAAUCCUCGCCACAUCAAUUGCUGAGACGUCUAUCACAAUCGAAGAUGUUGUUUAUGUCGUGGAUUGUGGGAGAAGUAAAUUAACGCGAUUCGAUCUUGGCAGCAAGCUUGAGACUCUCGAAUCUGAGUGGGAAUGCAUUGCAAAUGCUAAGCAACGAAAGGGUCGAGCUGGGAGAGUUCAGCCUGGUGAAGUUUACAGAUUAUACACCAGAGUUAGAGAACAGACGUUCAAGCAAUUCCCACCCCCAGAGAUAUUAAGAACCCCUCUGGAGCAAGUCAUAUUACAAGUGAAAAUGCUACAACUUGGAAAAGCCGAAGUUUUCCUGGGAAGACUCAUGGAUCCCCCAGAGGAUAAGGCAAUUCAUCUGGCACUUGAUUUAUUGAGAAGUUUAAACGCCCUUGAUAGUGAUGAGAACUUGACUCCACUCGGUUAUCAUCUUGCGAAACUACCUCUGGAUCCUCGAACUGGGAAAAUGAUUUUGUUGGCGUCCUUUUUCUCCUGUGUGGACCCGGUCUUCGGGAUCGCAGCGAGUCUAGCAUUCAAGGAACCUUUCCUCUGUCCUCUUAAUAAGGAGGAAGAGGCGAAGAAGGCGAAAUUCAAUCUUGGUGUGGACAAAUACAGUGAUCACAUUGCUCUUGCAGAAGCUUUGAGGCAAUACGAGAGAGCUUUACGAAAGAGGGCAGCUGGAGAUUUUUGCCAUGAUAAUUUUUUAUCGCGGAAUACUCUGAAGUUAUUGAUUGAUAUGAAGAGACAAUUUGCGGGCCAUCUGCAUGAGAUGAAGUUUCUGGAGAGUGACAACCCGAAAGACGCAAGUGCCAACAGAAAUUCCCACAACACGGCGAUGGUCAAAGCAAUUAUUUGCGCAGCACUAUAUCCGAAUGUGGCGAUCGUAGACGCAGAAUGGCGGGGGCCUGACGGGGUCCUGCUAAAUGUGAAAACAUCUGAGGAUGGACCCGUGAGAAUUCAUCCUCGCAGUAUUAAUUCAAAGAUAACGCAAUUACCGUCGCCAUAUGUGACGUACUUCCUGAAACAAAAGUCCGGUGCUAUUUUCUUACACGACACAACUUUUGUUAGUGAAGCAGCACUGAUUUUAGCGGCACCAGAGUGCACCGUAAGACCUCAAGGUCAGAGAUCUCAGAUCAUUUUGGGUGAAUCCUUGUCAUUUCCCUGCAACCAGUCAACAGGUAGGAUGAUUCAGAGACUCCGAGAAGAAAUGCAUAAAGUGCUGGAGCAUAAAAUCACUCAUCCUGGGGCUAUCAAGUGGCAAACGCAAGAGGAUCGUGUUAUCGGAGCCAUCAUUGAGCUUGUGUCUGAGACCGAUUUCAGUAGAUAUUGCCGUAGUUGGGACUAUAGGUUUUGAUAAUUUGAUUUUACUGAUUUGUUUUGCUAUCAUUAGCGGAUGCUUAUUUCCACAGUUCCGCGUCUUUUUUUAAUAAUUGAGAAUAAUUGAUGAUUUAGUAAUCGAUAAUAAGGAGUGCAAGGAUAGUGUGGCGUCGGCGAGCUUUGUAGUUGGGCUACUGGAGAGUCUCUCAUCGCGGUUACUUCUUCGAUGGGCUACCAUAGGAAAGAAUUAAGAGAAAGAAAAUGAUUGAAACUUUAUUGAUGCCGUUGACAUAAUGAAUAAUUCGUUGUUAGGUGCCGCAUUAUGUUUUUUAUCUUAUCUCCAGGAUAAAAGAGCAAUCGUACUCUGUUCA
Messenger RNA from Diachasma alloeum, 3775 nucleotides. RefSeq names its product ATP-dependent DNA/RNA helicase DHX36. The record is from RefSeq and is a predicted model, not a curated record. Gene Ontology annotation, molecular function: G-quadruplex RNA binding; DNA helicase activity; ATP binding. The coding region runs from base 433 to 3441 and encodes 1002 amino acids. Gene Ontology annotation, cellular component: nucleus; intracellular anatomical structure; cytoplasm. The transcript has 3 exons. Lineage: Eukaryota; Metazoa; Arthropoda; Insecta; Hymenoptera; Braconidae.